Paecilomyces variotii is the source of this 820-nucleotide messenger RNA. Its product is annotated as putative COPI-coated vesicle protein. NCBI's taxonomy places the organism in Eukaryota, Fungi, Ascomycota, Eurotiomycetes, Eurotiales, Thermoascaceae. Gene Ontology annotation, cellular component: Golgi membrane. Gene Ontology annotation, biological process: vesicle-mediated transport. The transcript has 4 exons. The record is from RefSeq and is a predicted model, not a curated record. The coding region runs from base 1 to 456 and encodes 151 amino acids.
AUGACCUUGCUGCGCUAUCGUGACCGGUACAAUGCGCUUGACCUGUUGUUGAUACGCGGUCUUGCGGCCAACACCGGCCGCCUCGCUAACAUCGCCGUCGGUGCGAUUAUGGUCCUCGGCGGUAUUGCUCAGUUCUUCCCUACAUCGCUGAGCGCGGUCAUCGUUGGCGUGUACGUUAUCAUCUUCGGUCUCAUUGUUGCUGGAUUGGAGUUUCUUCCCCAGGUUCCCGAUUACGUGUACCGAUACGCGUCCUUCCUCUUCUCGUUCCUGGGACGUGGUAUCUUUUACAUCUUCGUCGGCUCGCUCAUGCUGCAUGGUCAUGUCCUGCAAUAUAUUGCCGGUUCGAUUGUCGGCUUCACCGGUGUCGGAUACCUUGCUCUGGAGUUCAUCCCUUCCAUUGAGCCCCCAGCCAACAUGCGAGAGGCCGACAACACCUGGGGCGCUGAGCAGGUCUAAGAUGUGGGCAUCCAACCGCGCGUGACCCCCUAGACCGAUGUUGCGCAAGAUGUGGGCUAGUCACUAGAGCGCAGCAUAUUAUUGAGAUAUGUGAGAGCUUGACUAUACUGUAUUAUAGCAACUACAUGCGGAUUAUGUGAACACAUGCAUUGAGGAAUGAAAUUAGGACGGAGAGCUAUCAUGAUCAGACCUGGUACAUGUGACUGCCUAUGAUAAUAGGUCCACUGAGAUUUUUUCCUGGGCACAGUCAGAGGGCAAGAAGAUGUAAUCAUCAAGGAGGGGCCCUAAACGGAUAGUUACUGACUAGCCUAUAUUAUUAAAGGAACAACAGGCACUGCUUACUUUUCUGGAGAUAAGACCAUUG